Eruca vesicaria subsp. sativa (arugula) is the source of this 1431-nucleotide messenger RNA. NCBI's taxonomy places the organism in Eukaryota, Viridiplantae, Streptophyta, Magnoliopsida, Brassicales, Brassicaceae. The record is from the annotation of a GenBank genome assembly.
AUGAGUUCUCAAGAGCUGAAGAAAAAAGAAAAAGGGAAAGAAAUUGUGACUUUCGAAGAAAACCCUACCACUUCCGAAGUCUCCAUGUAUUUCAGUGAGCAGGGAAUAGCAGCUCUCCUAGAAGCUAAUAAGAAAAGUAAUGCUGACGAAGUUAGUAUGCAACAAAAGAAGAGUUCACCUUCAAAAAUCACGCCAUGCAUUUUCUAUACUUCAGAUGAAAAGGCCCGACUACGGUGGUCAAGCGACCUUCAUGAUUGCUUUGUCAAAGCCGUGGAUAAACUCGGUGGACCAGACAAGGCAACACCAAAAGCUGUCAAAGAUACGAUGGAAGUUGAAGGAAUUGCACUUCACCAUGUUAAGAGUCAUCUUCAGAAGUUUAGACUUGGAAGAUGUAACAUACGGGAUGAAACAGAUCACUAUAAUACACGUUAUAGAACUGGUCGACGUAUGGAUAAAGCAUAUGGUGCAUCAAAUUCACCUCGCCCACAAGUAAACAUAAGACCCAAAGUUAUGGGAGAUGUGAAGCCAAAGAAGGCAAAAGAAGACCAUGGAUCACUUUACAUGCUUAUAAAGCGCGAUCUAUAUUUACAAAGAUGUCGCGAGGCAGAAAGAAUGCAAAUGACUUUCGAAAUAGAAAAUAACCAUAAAAUGUUGGAGGCACAGCAUUUACAAGCAAGCAUGGCUCCAUCUAUAGCCAGUCAACACAUGAACCAUAUUUCAACAACCACUCUUACAACUCAACCGUCACCAUCACAAACAUUAGAUCAGUUGUUAACAGACCACUACUUCGGAAGACAGACAAGUGAUACACAACAACCAACUACUAUGAUUCCACAGACUACCACUUCUAUUGAAAUCUUUUGCAACAACAAUAUGGCGCUUUGUCUGCCCAAGUGUGAGUUACCACAGGAGACAAGUAUUACAUGUUCAAUGAACGAGCCACAACAUGUACAUACAUCAGUGAUACAUUCAACUCAAGGAAAGCCUCAAUUUAACAGCAGCCACAACUACAACAUGGAUCAAGGUUUCAUUCAUCCGUAUGUGACUACUGAGUCACAGUUGAUACCUGGCUCGUCCACUAUCACAACUAAGCCAGAACUUCAUCACAACGAUGAUUGUCUCAUUCACGACUCAUAUCGCAAGCCAAAUUUCUUACCACAAAUAGUUGAGUUGCUUCAUCAGGGUACUUCCAACAUCACAUUUCCAUUCUCGACGACGGCACCCGAACCAUUACAAACAUAUGUUCCAAGCCAUACUUAUAACUAUCCUGAAUACAAUACUCUUGAAAGGAUUAAGACCCAGCUCAGUGCAUUACAAAACUUAAGCACAAGGAGCAUUCAAGCAACGACUUCUCGUGAAAUCAACGUAUCAUCUUCUGUCACAAGGGAUGAUGAGGAAGAUCCAGUGGAUAUGUAUAUUGACUGGGGUUAA